AUGCCUCCACGAGCCAUACCCUCGGAAAAACAGAUAGUCGUGGGUCGCUUCAUGGAUAUUCUCGCUGCCGCGGGCAUCUAUCUCCAUCCCCAAAAUGGACACCGAUAUAUCAAAUGGAAUGCGUUUCCCGAUCAUGUAUGGGACCGCGGUGUUGUUGUGCGACUUCCUCGCGAGAUUGUCUUUGAUUCGCCAGCUCAAACAGUCGAGGAGCGCAUCUCGAUGAAUCUGCGCUCGCCGUGGACCGAUGAGAAUGUAGAAGUUAUGCGCAAAGCCCUAGACAAUAAUCUGGUGUCCGUUCAUCCACGACCCCAUGGCUCCAACAUUAUUUUUGAAGCCUUUGACGACGCGGGCAAUGUGACCACGAUACCUCGAUUCGGCAAACGAGAGCGUCAUCGCAGACGAGGGAUGAACGUGCGGGACGAUGUGUCAUCUCAUAACGCUAGUGGCGAUGACAGUUCAGCAGACAAUUCGGACUAUUCGUCGAGUGAUGAUCCAGAGGAUAGCAUGCAGCCAUUGCGCAGAGAAAUCUCGAGAGCCUUGAAGCGUCUGUGCCGAGACUGUAAUAUUCCUUGGAGCGGACUUGACAGUACCUGGCUCCAGUUACCAAUACUUUUAGCAAGACGGAAGCGAUGCAUGUCAGGUCUGCCUUCAAUCUGUGCCCCGAAUAUUGUAAACGACGAAGUCGAUCCUAAUUGUAUCCCCUCAAAAUGGUCAGACUCGCAAAUACAGAAAUUUCUGGAUGCCUCAAAGGCUGAGAAGCUGCGGUUGGUCAGGCGUGAUCCCAACAGGAUGAUACUCUUUGAAAUUGAACAAGAGGACGGAACGAUGCAAGAGUCCACUCUAGAGUUCUCUCCUGCCUGGUUACAGCGGUUCACCCAAGCGCCCAUCAUCAUGUCCGAUAGGCAUCUCAAUCGGCAGCGUCGUGAGGCAAAACAGCUAGAAAAGGCGCAAGCUAUCUCUGCGACUGCUGUUGUAACCAAGGGUCGAGGCUGGGUGAUCGUCGAGGAAUCUACUGGCGAAGAGGAAGAGGAGACAAAGGAGCGUUCAGACGAUCCACGUCAACAGCGUAAGCAGCUCAGAGUGGAAGUUUCGACGGGGGUUAUGCGAAGAAUUGCCGAAUUCGAUAUCAACGAAGACGGAUCAGAGGUCCCUUGGGCGCUUAUUCCGCAGGCACUCGCCCAGAAAAACAAGUAUAUUACCGGGUUUCACCCAGGCGCGCUGCCGAAGAUCAAGGACGACAAAGUCGUGUUCCAGGCCAGUCACCCAUCGGUAUGGAGUGGUGACGUUAUCUCUCAUAUGAAGACUGUGCUCGAUUCAGGCAGUAUGCGAAUUCUUCCUCGUGAGCCCGGACGCAUCGUUCUUUUCGAGACAGUGGAUGCCGCAGGAGUGCUUGCGGACACGACACUCGGAUAUUCAGAAGACUGGCUUGCACUCAACAUACCCGACCCUUCUCUAGCUCAGAAGAAGGAAGCAGCCUUGGAGCGCCAACGCCAACGCGAAGAGCGCGCAGUAGCAGCAGCGAUCAAACUCAAGGAAUCACACAGGAAGAAAGAGAAACCCGAGAAACCCGAGAAAUCUGGAAUUAUGCUCUCAGAGGUGCCCAUAAGAAGAACUGCUAGGCACGAAGAAAGUGCCAGGAGGCGACGGGACUCGGAGCUUGGUAUGGCUAGAGCGCAAGCAAUGGCGAAGCAGAUGUUCGAAGCUGGAACUCUGUCUGCCAAUAGCGCCGCCUCACGUGCGGCUCAAAGGCCACUCUCACCACCCCAAUCAUCGUAUAGGUCUGGGACUUCGACGCCUUACAGUGAGGUGUCGUCUUCUUACGGAUAUCAAUACCCUCCACAUUCUCCAAUGCACUACUCCACCACACCCCAAGCUCGGCCAGCUAUGCAUCCACGACAUGCAUUCAAAGGAAAGCAGAGGUCACUGCCCAAUUCUGACGAACUGGCUUCAUCGACGACUCCGCAAAGUCGUUGGCCUCCUUUGGGAUACCCAAAGCCAGACGCAACGAACUUUAACAUGACAACGUUCUUAUUGGCAUUCAAUCGGUUCUUUGAGCGACAUGCGCUUACGAGCGUGGCCAUACCCAUACCCUGGCUAGGGCUUCCCUAUCUUCUUGCAGAGCGUAGGCAAUAUCUCCGCGGCGUUCCUUAUGUCUGCCUUCCCUUUAUCACCGAGGAUCAAGUCGACGACAGAUCCAAUCCUGCGCGAUGGACGCAGGAAAUGGCAACUGCGAUGAAUUGGGCUAUGGUCACGAGCACGCUGCGUAUAGCUACACGAGAGACAGGCCGUCGGGUACUCUUCGAAGUGAUUGGGCCGGACGGAAGGAGAGCUGACUCUACUCUCGGCUUUUCGGAUGAGUGGGUGGAUCACCAUCUUCCAGAUACCACGAAUCGAUAUGGACGAGGAGCUACGACUAGAGAGUCAAAGUCCUCGACAAUCCUGUCCCUCAAAAGGAUCAGAAGCGACUCACCGGAUUUGAUGGACGUUGAGGAUGAUGGCACAGGAGUGAGGGAAGCGAAACGAACGCGAAUGAAUGGGACCCGGAGUACUCUCAGCCCAAUGGAUGCGUCUGGCGAUGCCUCCAAUCAACAAUUUGUCAUGAACUAUCAAAAAUCCGCGGGUUCGUCGACAUCUGGGAGUGGCACGUCGGUCCGUGAGGACAUUUCCCCGAGCACUUCUCUAGGUCUUGAUAGACUCGUCCCGAGUAGUCUACCGCAGCCACUCCGCGGUGGGCGUGUUUUCCUUCGAGUUGGAACCAUGGAAAGCUCCAUGAAUACUGACACCUCGCCCGUGCUUGAGGACACCUGGGAAUGGAUUCCACCGGCAGGAAAUUCUAUCGGCCUGCGCAAAAGUACGGUUUGGAAUCCUACUCAAGCUCGAUGGAGGUUGGUGUCCGAGGAGCGGACGCUUCAGAAUUUGGAUUUUGGAAAGAAAGAUGCCAAGGUCGAAAUGCCUGACCAAACAGAAGGCGUCAUCUUCAAGCAUUUUGCAGUCGAAUAUGUCGAGGAGAGAGGGCAGUGGGAAAUGGUUCCGUUGACAAAGCAACAGACCUAUCCCUGGGUUAUUCGUUGGGACGAGGAGUAUGCUCGAUGGGAGUGGACAAUGGACUAG
Serendipita indica DSM 11827 is the source of this 3111-nucleotide messenger RNA. Lineage: Eukaryota; Fungi; Basidiomycota; Agaricomycetes; Sebacinales; Serendipitaceae. The record is from the annotation of a GenBank genome assembly.